AGUUGUAUUUUUGCUCUCUAUGUAAGCGAACGUGUAUGCCGUGCGUGAACGUGUAAUAACGGUUUUGGGUUUUUGCUGGCCGAUGACCGUUUGCGGUUAACUAAUAAUAUUUGUAAUAAACGCACGGAAUUUUUGCGAACCGAUCGGAAUUUAUUUUUCGCAAUUAUAUAGUCGCUUUAUGUGCGACCUAAAUGAAGUGAAACAUGAGAUUUUAAAGUGAUUUAAAAUUGUGAAAUGGAUACAAUAUCGUUUAAUAUCACGACUUCGUGGAAAUAAAAAAAUAUACAUACAUAUAUCUAAAUAGUUUUCUUUUGCAUUUAUGUAAGGACAUAUCAACAAAUAGCCGAUAUAAUUGUGGAAUAAUUUUAAACGAAUUAUUUAAGCAAUCAACAAUAAAAAGCAGCAAGUGUUACCAAUAAAGUCAAGCAGCUCUAAAAAUAUGCCAUCAAAUUCAAUAAAACCACCGGCGUUAUAGCAAUCCACAAAAGCUGCCACAGUAUUCGAAACAUAAAGACUAUUUGAGAUAACCAAACCGUGUUUUAGAAAAUGCAGCUUACUUAUUUACUAAAUUGGGCAAUAUGCUGCGCUCUUAUUUGUCUGCUGUCCGUCGAUUUCGUAACCUCUCUGCGAGAUGUGCGCGUCAAAAUCCCACAUGCCGCGCGUCGCGGUGAAAAGGUAACACUGAAGUGUCUCUACGAUCUGGAGGGUGACAGUCUAUACUCAGUGAAAUGGUAUAAAGGACGACGCGAAUUCUACAGUUUCACGCCAAAAGAAACGCCAGCAAUUAAAGUCUAUCAGAUAACAGGGGUGAGAGUUGAGCGUUCGGCAUCCAAUGAGAGCCAAUUGGUACUGGAUUCGGUUAGUGUCUCCACCACUGGUAAAUAUAGUUGUGAAGUGUCAGCAGAUGCGCCAUCCUUUCACACUGAGAUCUCGGCCGGUGAACUGGAAGUGGUUGUACCGGGAAAGGAUCCAGUUAUUUCCGGCAUAAAGUCACGUUAUCGUGUUGGAGACAUAGUUCGUGGCAAUUGCACAUCGCGGCAUUCCAAGCCAGCGGCAAAUCUAACGUGGACCAUAAAUGGACGAGAGACCAAUCCCUCGCAUAUACGCCACCACAAACCCAUGCGAGAGGCGCGCGAGCUGGAAACAGCCGUUUCGGGAAUACACUUCGUGAUCACACCGCAACAUUUCAGCGCUGGAAAAUUAAAGAUACGCUGUACUGCACACAUUCACGAUGUCUACUGGAAAUCGACGGAGAAGUCGAUUGAAGAGGAGCGUCACAAACACAAUAUUAACGCGGUCAAUACAUUUUCAGAUGAUUACUUUGAUUCGGGGGAUGACCAACUGAUAGAUCGAUCCGACACAUACACGACGCACAUAAAAGGUGCUGUCUCAUCCUUGAAUGCCAAUGGCGCAGCACAACAACAUUGUCAUUGCCUGUCAUUGCUGGUGCGUGGGACGACACUGGCCCUGGCGGCCUGGCAUGCUAUGCGAUAUUUUCACCAAUUAUGCCGGCAAUUGUUUGUUUGGCGUGAAACAAUGGCGUCAAAAGGAACAACAAUACAAGCAAUCAAAACAACAAAAACAGCGACAACAACCAGAGUGCAUAAUAGAAGCUUCACGCGAGCCAAAGGGCAACUAUUAAGUGGGACAAGUGCUGACGAGGCAACUUCAAAAGCUGCCGUAAUGACAACACAAGCGCCAACAACAACAGCAGCAAUAUUUGCAGCAAUGCCUGUUUGCCGCAGCAACUGGGCAGUCGCCGUCGAGCAAACAAAAUAUCGAACGCGAAAUGAAACGACGAAUUCACAAUUAAUAGAGAGAAUCAACGUGCAGCAACAAUUACAACGCCGGCAACAACAGCACCGACAGCAACAACAUAUAGUUGGGUUUGAAAAAAGGCCAACAACACAAAAGCAGGCACUUAAACUACAAAAGCACUCGCCGAAAGGGGCGGCAACACUGCCAACAAUGCGAAUAGCAAUUAAAGCGAAAACAGCUAAAACAACGGCAAAAACAGCAACAGCAAGUGCUGCAAUUCCAACAAAACUAUUGCUCGCGCAUGCAACAGCGACAGCAACAUGAUUUUCUCAUUUAUAGAAUAUAUAAUAUAUAGUAGAUAAAAACAAAAUAAAAUCAUAAAAAAGUAGUGUGGAGUGGACGAGGGAAGCACGACGAACUUCGUUGACAGCAAAAUUAUUCUCUUUGGCAUUAUUGAUGAGUUCUUCUCGCAUUCUCUCAGACACUUAUAAACUCCUCUUAAAACUGAAUCCAACUGCAUUUCGAACGGAUGUGUAUUUCAGACAUUCAAAAUCCGAAAAUUCUCAAAAACUAGCGUUUAAAGCGAUUUAGAAUUUGCGUUUUUCCGACUAACUAAAAUGACCAUAAGCCAUUUGAUGCCAACCCCCAAGCAGUUUGUGCGCAAGCAAUUAAUACGAACACAACUACCAUAUAUAACUCUAAUAACUCUAGGCGUGUGCUAUAAAACGUCAGCUACGCAUUGUAAUGAAGAUUACACACACACACACACCACACACGCGCAUACAUAUACAUAUGUACUGAAAAACGCCUACAUAUGGAAUAUAUAUUUACACAUGUAUAUAGUUACAAACGUACAUAUGUUGUACUUAUAUUGUAAUUAUGUACUCGAUCAAAUUGCUAAUUUCUCUAUGUAAUUGAAACCAACAAUUUGAUUUUGUUUUCAAAAUCCAAUACAAAUAUCAAUUAUAAACGCUUAAUUUGCCGACUGAAGUAUGUACUUAGGUGUGUACACUUUAUUUUGCCCACGACUAAAUAGUACGUUACUGAAUGUUUACUCAUUACUAAAAAUAUUUUGUUAUGUUUUCAAAUAAUAAUUAUUAAGGUAAGUAAUCAUACUCGUGCAAAUAUGUACAUAAAAAAUCAAAAAAAAAAAAAAAUAAAUAAAUAAAUUAAAUAAAAAAGUGUAUUGUUAGCAGCCAAAACCAAACAAAUCUCCAUACUACAGUUAUGCAUUACUUUACCGUUAUAUACAAAUAUACGCCAAAUAAUAUAAAACUAAUUUAUGUACUUGUAACCAAUGUGUAAAUGUGUGCAGAUGUAAGUACUUUGGAGAAAAUAAGAAGGAACGUCUUGGAGCAAAGAGAUAUACUUCUUCUUACACUAUUUUCUAUAUUUUUAUUUUAAACAUUUUAAACGUUGUCUUUAUGUGCUAGAUAAUUGUUUAAUGUAAUUAAAUAAUAAUAUUAAUUUAAAAAAGUUUUGAUUUACGAGGUGUGUCCUAAAAAUAAUUGCUUUUGGAUAUAGAAUAAAUAAUGCACAUAAUAUUGUCCGUGAAAGUUUAUUUUUAUUCCAAUUAGGUCGCAUUAGACGCAAUACAACGUUUGGAACAAUCAAACAUUCGCUGCAUAUAUGCUGAAUGGCUAGAGGGAUAUCAUCAUAAAAUGCUACUUUCAUGUUGGUCUUCUUUUUCAUUUGAAGAGAUGUCUUCACAUGUCUUUUCCAUGGGUUAUGGGUCAAAGGCAACAGUUAAAUCUCCGAAGAAAUUAUUCCAUUUUGGUUUGGUGAUACAUGAGCUGAAAAGUACCGGGCCUAACAAAAAAAUACGGUUUUUUGUUUUUGUUCAAAAUUGUAUUUAUUUAUCAAUAUUAUAUCCAUCAAGAGCAACACAAUUAUUCCAGCGCCGCUCUAACUUUUCAAUACCGCUUUUGUAGAACGAUUUGUCUUUUGCCUCAAAAUAGGCCGUUUCAGUGCUAACCUCUUCAUUUGAGCGAAAUUUCUUACCGGCGAGCAUUUUUUUGAGGUCUGCGAUCAACCAACUCUGGAGAAUAAGGUGGAUGCGGCAGUAGUUCAAAGAACAAUUCACGCAUUGUUUUGAUUGACUUGUGACACGGUGCGUUGUCUUGAUGAAGCAAAGAAUUUUUUUCCCCCCAUAUGCGGUCGCUUUUUUACAAUUUCGGACUUCAAACGUUCCAAUAACGCUAUAAAAUAAUCACUAUUGAUGGUUUUUUCCUCCUCAAGAUGGUGGAUGAAUAUUACACCUUUCAUAUCCCAAAAUACUGAGGCCAUAACCUUUCCAGCUGAUUGUUGUGCUUUUGCGCGCUUUAGACUAGGUUCACUGAAGCUGUCCACUCAGAUGAUGAUUGUUUUGAUUCCGGAGUGACAUUUGCGUACCUUCUUUUUCACAUCAUAAUUUUAUGAAGUUAUUUUUAAUGCUGCAAAUUUUCAAUAGAUAACAGGGACACACCUUGUAUAAUUCCACAAAACAAAUAGAAAAAUUCUUAACAGGUCCCUGUAUAUUAUAUGAACUGUAUUGAUAUAUCUUGAAACCUUUUUCUCAAAAAUUUGUUGAAAAAAUCCGAGUCGAAUUUCCUAAUAUUUCUUCUCAAAGUCCUAUUUAUUUAAUCUUCUACACUUAAGUAAACAUAACGGAAAUCUAAAAACACUUCGGCUACUGGUUUUUGUAGUAAAGCCAAGAAAAUAAUAAUUAAAAAAUAUUUAUAAAUAUAUAAGUAUAAAUAAAAAAUUAAUACUUGGAUAUGUGUAGAUAAGUAAAGAUACGUACUUUGUUAAACAACCCUAAGCAGGUUUCCCUUAUAAAAAGACGAAUAGAGUUUUAGACAACCGAAACAAAAAUUAUAAUUCAUAAGCCAAAGAGGAAAUCAAAAACAAAACUGAAAAAAAAACAUAAAUUUAAUUAAAACCGUAUUAAUAGAAAAUAUUUUUUUUUUGUAAGUACUGAAGGCUGCGGUUAAAUGUAAAAAACAUUAUUAACAAUAUUUAUUAUUAAAGUAUAUGAGAAUAAUAUAUAUUACAAAUAAAUAAAUACUUUAAAAGUAGAGCUAAUCGUAGACCAUUUCGAGAUACAAAUGUUGUGAAAAUAACGUAUGCAUUUAAAAGCAUAAUGGUGCGAAGGUUAAUGCAAAUCUCGCAAUAUGAUAAAGCAAAUAACUUAAUAUAUAGAUAUUGUAUACAAAUUAUACAAAAAUAUUAAAAAUCAGAAGUAAACAUAUAAACAUAAUAUAUAAAAUAUUAAGAAAAGUAUGCUCAUCUACAGAACUACUUUAAGAUCGAGCAUAGGAACCAGAAAGCUAUUUGCACCGAAACUUCAAACUUAAGCUUUUUUGCCUUUCCGAAGAUAACACUGUUAUUUCCACGUUUUAUUUUUUUAGAGGUUAAAAAUGUAUUUUAAAAUUAGCUAAAACAAAUCGCUGUAAAUUAUCAAAGCAAAACUCGCACAUUUUUAGCUUUUAAGACGCGCACUCAAUUUUUAGUUAUUUACCAAGUAGUUAGUAGCAAAAGUUAGAGUUUUCUUUGUUAAGAGCACUUAGCUAUGCCGGUCAGAAAAGAACUCAGCUAUAAAAUAUAUAGGAAAUAAAAGUAUAUAUAAACUUGUAAAGUAAUGUAAUAUUUAAAUAAAUAUUUAAAAUUAAAAAAAUAAUACUUUAUUUUGUAAAAAGCUAAAAAUAUUUAAAAAGUGCAUACAGUCGCUUAAAAAAGUAUGGGUAAACAGCUGAUGCACAUGAGCAAUGUGCAUAUAACAAGCUUAAAUAAUGAACUGUAUUUAAAAGAAGACCUAUAUAUAUAUAUAUAUAUAUUAUAUAAUUGUAUAAAUAUAGCAUAAGCAUUAAUGUAUUACUACAAAUAAACUGCAAAUAUGUAUUUAUGGGAAUAAUAUUUAUGUAUAUGAAAGCAAAUGUUAAUCCAUUAGCCUCCCGCAGCAACACUUAAUAAUAUUACGAAAAGCGUUAAACCAAAGAGUAAACUGUGUGUUUUCCAUUAAAAACAUUUUUUCCACUCAUUCGUGCAACACAAAUGUAUAAUCAUAUUUUCGUAGAAUAAAUGCAUACAAAUACUGCUGCAACAAAGUAAACACAAAAAAACAAAAAAACAAAAACACAAAUACAUACAUACACUUUUUGUGAAAACAUGUCUAUAUUAUUAUGCCAAACAUAAUUACAAUGUAUUAUAUAUACACACACAUACAAACAUAUACGAUAACUAUUAAUAUACACACAACCACACAGACAUUGUGAAAACACUAUAGCAACUAUAUUCAGAAAAAUACAGUUAAAAAACACAUAAUUAAUUGCUGCGAAUGUGUGCGAUACAACCGUGCCGUAAGAGUGAAUACGUUAUUUGAUUAAAUGCAAAUAUUUCAGUUAUAAUUAAAUUAAGUGCUCAAAAAACUGACAGAUAUUUACAAAAAGCUCCCCCGACGCAAAAAUUUACACCACAUAAUUAUGAUUUAUCCAUAAAUAAUUAACUUGUUUCCCCGACUUAUGGACCACCCGAGAAAAAAGCAUUAACAAAUUUUCGUUGGAGUUAAAAACAAAUAAGAAAAUUAUAACGAAAAAAAUUAAAACGAGAUUUUAGUAAGCAGCGUUUUCGCGCUAAAUAUUUAGUUUUAAAUAAUAUUAGUUGCUAAGUUGUAUAAAAAAACAAAUGUCUAUGGAAUACAGCCAAAAUGAAAGCAAACAAAUGCAUGAAUAAAGAACUUAUAAAAACACUGAAAA
This is a messenger RNA of Bactrocera oleae (olive fruit fly), 6491 nucleotides long. It is a transcript of the gene beat-Ia, whose product is annotated as beaten path Ia. Lineage: Eukaryota; Metazoa; Arthropoda; Insecta; Diptera; Tephritidae. The record is from RefSeq and is a predicted model, not a curated record. Gene Ontology annotation, biological process: motor neuron axon guidance.